This is a messenger RNA of Synchiropus splendidus (mandarinfish), 5839 nucleotides long. Its product is annotated as transmembrane protein 266-like. The transcript is spliced from 12 exons. The record is from RefSeq and is a predicted model, not a curated record. Gene Ontology annotation, cellular component: plasma membrane. Bases 3418 to 5010 code for a protein of 530 amino acids. Lineage: Eukaryota; Metazoa; Chordata; Actinopteri; Syngnathiformes; Callionymidae. Gene Ontology annotation, molecular function: voltage-gated channel activity.
GAACUGCUUUCUGACUUUCCUCUCAGCUGCACCUUCUGACCAUCAACCUUUCAUCUCCUCUGCGUGAUCAUAGCGCUGCAAAAUACAUGUAUAUAUCUCCUCCACUUUCUGCACAUUUCUUCCUUCAUCAACAUGUUGGCCUUCGUGCUUCGGAGAUCUUGUGUUCCUCUAACAGCGUUGGGUUGUUGAAACAGCAAAGGCACUUUUAAUUCCUGUAAGAAGAAUGUGGAUUCUCUGAUGCUGAGCUGGGUUUGAAUGUUCUUUCUUACUUUGUCAACUUUUACAAACAGGUUUGUAUCACCUUGUUGUCUUCCCAGUAAACACAGCUCGCCACUUUUUUAUCGUGGUCAAGUUGAACAACAAAACAAAAUACUUGUAAGGCUCGCUUUUUUAGGCUUCUGGCGGAUGCUGCUUGAGUACUGCCCUCGUUGCUGCCAUCCCCACUUCAUUCUUCACUUGUUCCACAUUGGUUUUUUUAAACCAGUCUGACAAGCCAUCGUCUGCACUCCUGCUCAUAGUUCAGCAGGUCGUCCUACACAUUCGGACUCAAAUGAUGCACACUCUCCUAAAACGGCUUCAUCUAGUGACCUUCAUCCAGUCUCCAACUCUGGUUACUUCAUGACCCAAAAUUUCUAGCUGUUCGAGCCAAAACUCUCAAUUGUGUCCCUGUGGCCUCCUAACUGAGAACUUUUCUCCAGCAAGGACUUGUCUCAAAACAAUGGCCCCACAGGUCUUAUUCGUCUCAAACAUUUUUGAUCCAAGACAUCUGUGCUCCCUAACGUUGACUCCCUCUGACAGACUCCUUUGUGGUCUCAUCUUUUCUCCCAGUGACCGUCUCACCAUCUUCAUCUCUGACUCUGAGUCUCAUGGCAGUGACCCGUAUACUCUUAUAAAACUCCCCUUCACUCUCACUUCUACUUUUACUCCAUGAUUGUCUCCAACCUGUCUGCACUCUCUUCUUCACUGACCCUUCAUCUCAUCUUCACUCAUUCCCCUCCCUCCCUCUCAUUCACUCUCAUGGUCUGUGAUCUCUACCCUGCGCAAGAUUAUAGUCCACUCUAUUUAAGGUCAUUUGCAAAUUUACGAAAAAACAUCCUAACGAUCCACACGAAUGACCUUUGAUCCCUUGGACGGUGACUUUCUUGUCACUACAUAGGAUCAGAUUGUCAGUGAACGUAGUUCCUGUUCCAGGCGACACCAAAACAAAAUCUAGACUCAUCAAGAUCAAACGGUCGCCACAUGGGAAGGUGUCCUGUGGUCCCCACAAUGAACUUAUUUCCACACUAUUUGUAUUUGUUAUUCACCUUGGCUUUUUUUUUUAACCCACAAAGCCAUGAGUGACUGGCGGCGCUCCGCCAGCAGAAGGCGCUCUAGGCAUCUGCUUCUUUGGCUUCUGUCGAGAGCAGCUGCAAAGUGAGCUCAAGCUAGCCAGGAAAAUGUCUGCAUUCCCAUGCUACAUUAUGAAGUGCUAAGUGACUGAAACCGUGAUCGCCAUGUGUCCACUUCAUGUGAGGAAUGGCUGCCGUUGCCAGGUGUCGGAGAGUGCUUCAGGAGAGAGGGAAGGAAGGACAAGAGAGUUGCUGUACGAUCCGAUGCGGAAGGUGGUACCAUCCGUAUCGACACUUAGACUAUCCUAAGAUACUGUGAGGAGUACCGUCAUGUGGGAGGACCUCAGGGUCGGAGUAUCUGUUGCUAGGCCAUAAUUUCUCCUGUAGUAGAUGGUGGAUGCUAAAGAGGAGUGAGAAUACUACUUAUUUAGUUAGGAUGUAAACCACGUGUCUCUGUCCUUUCAAGUGUCUUCUUUAAGACAUGGAUGUUAAUUCCCCGCCGCCCUGUCCAUCUCUCACUGAGUAAAAAAGUAGUAGGAAAAAAUAUACACUAGUGAUGGGCAAGUGAGGCAUCAUAAAGCGUUUUGACUCAGUGACACACUGUGCCGAUACUGUGUUGAUACUGUGUCCCUGAAUACUGACACCUGCUGGACAUUAAAAUCCCUGCAGGCAACCGACCUGACAGACUGAAUUUACGCUGAUAUGAUGACCUACUGCAUAUAAUAAUAUAAUUUAAGUCUUUGCAUUCAUUAUUAUUACAUAGAUUUCAAUAAUGUGAAAAUGUAUCACAAUGUGAAAAACGUUUCAGGAGGUUCUGAAAAUCUCUCCCUGGAAUGGCUGUAGCACUGUGUUUCCAUGAGCACCCUGGUUCUUGCUGGGUAGAGCCGGAACAGUGGGAAAGGCUCAGUGUAUUUGUGGAGCGACAAGACUCAGCGAUGAGACUCAAGAUGGUGGACAUAGUUCCUGAUCACUAACCCGGAGUUGAAGGGUGACCCCUCUCUGUCUAACUUUCAUCCCACCCCGCUUCUUGCCCUGAGUAGCUGGGUCAGUCUGGACCCUGGUGAGACCUGGAAUGUUUGUAUGUGUAUAGUCAGUUAUCCUAUUAUCACCUCCAUCCAUGGGUUUCUCUUUCAUGAAACAAUUCCUGCAGGUACUGGCCACUGCAGCCCUGAACGCAUCCCCAUCGCGGCAUCUACUCGCGACGUGAGCACAUCGGUGUAAUAACGCCGAUGUGCAGUCACGUGCCGUGCGUUUACGGGCGGCUGCGCGGCUGAUACGUUUGUUUUGCUCUCGCUUUCAUCCUCAAACCCUCCUGGUGGGUUUACAUGACGGCAGAGACGCUGCGGCUUGACUGAUGUGCGCGAGAACCAUCGACUGGCUAAUCCCGCUGAAUGACAAACCGUUAAGCCAAUUGCUGCCGAGGCACUUUAUAUUCCCAUAGUAUCUUUAUUUUAGGAAACCAUAAAGCAGGCUGACGGCACGGAGAGGGACGACCUGCGAGGGGGGACGCGAAUAAAAUCUGCGGCGUCAAAUCCUCGCUCCGUUGCGGGAUUACUCGCGGAAUCUCUGUCUCGCGGUGAUGUCGUGACCGGAGCGAUGCAAGUGUCACUGGAUCCUCGAUGUUUUCUCGGUGUUCGGGGGACGCGGUGAGAGGACGGGAGGCCGUGGAUCGGUUCAGCAGCUGGACAGCUCCCGCGGUCGGGAUCCCCGCGGAGCUCGCCGCGAGACCCCGGCCGACAUGGUCCGAGCGGGUGACGAUGGCGCUCGUUGCUGAGCUUCGGUGUCGGUUCGGUUUUGCUGAGAGUGGGAGCAGCAGCCUACACACUCCUGCCGCCUCUUACACACACCACCGGAGCGGAGACCACGAUGCCAGUCCACGCAGUGGUCUGUGAGAGUGAGUUCUGGAAUAAUGCUGCCCCCUGCUGUCUCCGAUCCGUGUGCGCCACCACCUUGUCAAGUGCAUCCCGUCCAAGAAGCGAAAAUGAAAAACAAAUCAUCAACAUGAGGUCCACCAGGUGAGAGGGUGAAGUGCAGGAGUGAAGACCCUUGAGAAUCAAUCGACGCACAAACGCUCCCUUAACCUUGCAACAUGGCCAACGCUGAGGGUGUGGAGCCGGCCGGGCUGUCGGACUUGGAGAUCAUCUCUCAGCCGGUAGAGGAUGAGAACCAGUGCUUGGCUCCGCCGGUCCAGCUGGUCAGUUUUGGCUACAGAGACCUGCCGCUUGCAGCGCUGGACCUGUCCAUGGCCGGAUCGCAGCUGCUGUCCAACGCUGACGAGGACGAAAACAGGGACGGCUACUCCAACUGGCUGAAGCCCUGCUGCGGCCGCCAGGUGGCGCUGUGGCAGGUCUGUCUGCUGAGCGCGGGCUUCAACUGCGUCCUGGUGGCCAGCGUGAUCCUGGUGGUUCUGUUCCUGUCGCUGGAGCUGCUCAUCGACACCAAACUGCUUCAAUUUUCCAACGCUUUCCAGUUUGCCAGCAUCAUUCACUGGAUCAGCCUUGUCAUCCUUUCGCUCUUCUUCUCCGAGACCGUCUUCAGAAUCAUCGUUCUGGGGAUCUGGGACUACAUCGAGAACAAGGUUGAGGUGUUCGAUGGCGCCGUCAUUGUGCUGUCGCUGGCCCCCAUGGUGGCCUCUACGGUGGCCAACGGCCCCAGCAGCCCCUGGGAUGCUAUCAGCCUCAUCAUCACUCUUCGCAUCUGGAGGGUGAAGAGGAUCAUCGACGCGUACGUGCUGCAGGUGAAGGUGGAGAUGGAGUUGGAGAUCCAGCAGUGCGAGAAGACCAAGGCAGUGAGGGAGGAGCAGCUGGAGCGUCUCACUCAGAUCUGCCAAGAACAGGCCUUCGAGAUCCGGCAGCUGCGCGCCCACUUGGCCCAGCAGGACGUGGACCUGGCUGCGGAGCGGGAGGCGGCAAUGCAGAUCCAUCACGUCUGGAGCAAACAGGGCAGGAGCUUUCAGGUCGUCGAGGGCGCGACUCCCGCCGAGUCCGACGACGAGGCGGCUCUGAGGAAUCCCAGGGAGCCGCUCACGACUGCAGAUCCACUGGUACGUGACGACAUGAACAACUACAUCAGCCAGUACUACAGUGAAGCCACCAGUGACACAGGAGGAGCCGGUUUUGGUACUCGGAUCAUCACCACCGCAGCCAUCGACGUCCACCUGCCCACCAACCCCGCACAGGUGAACGCCACGCUGGCCAUGGAGCGUGUGGGCAGCACCAUGAGUGACACCAGCAUCUCUCGGUCCAGCGGAAGCCUGACGGCUCGGCCUCGCAGUAGCUACACGCCGGCAUCUUCCUUGACAGACUGCAGCAGGAAGGAGCCGAGCCUGACCUACAGCUGCUGCCCCCCCGCUGAGCCUCACAGGAACCCAAGUGUGGUGGUGCAGGAACUGCUGUCCUCCCUCUCUGAGGAGUCCUGUCUGGCUCGAAAAGGCUUGUCAGUGGACCCGGUCAACCUCAAACUCCCCAGUCCCACUGGAUCAGAGACGGCCAGUCCAGAGCUGGACCACAGAAUAAACAUCUUCAACUGCAGGAACCAGGUGGAGCGGAGAGAUCAGGGGCGGGGCUGUGUGUUGCUACAGACCAAGCCCCUGAUCCACCUGCAGGGCGGCGCCACAGAGCCCUCCAUGGAGGAGAAGCGCAGGCUCCUGGCUCCUGCCGACGCCCCUCUGUCCGACACAUAGCCAACGCUGGAAGCUCUGGAGCGGUGGGGAAGCUUUAAAACCAGGCCACGCGGGAGUGAGUCCGAUCUCAGCCAGGUCUGAGCUAGAGCCUUAGCUUUUAGCCAACACUGAUCCUUAACUCAAAAUGGCUGCGUUCAAACUACCAACUGCUCAUUUUGGAAACGUUAGUCCGCGAUAACGCUGCGGAGAGACGAGCGCCGAGGUUCAGUGUUCCCUCUGAUGAUGUCCUGCUGCCUUUGAACUACACUUGAAUACUCACCUCCUUCUUUUCCUCUUCUCUCCUUCUGUCUCACUUACCAGCUCUUUAAACACCUGUUCUCUAUUUUCAUUCAACAUUACAUUUCCUUAUGUUGUUUUUGAAUCCCUUGCCUAACAUUUGUGUUUACCUUCCUUCUGUACCCUUUCCUCUCCAUUCUUCUUUUGGCUAGGUUUCCGGCAGUGAUGGGUAGUGAUGGGCUUCAUGAAACAGAGACCUCAUUUUCAGAGCCCACUAGAUGGUGCCCUCUGCUUCAAAAUUGGAAAAUCGUGGGUUGGACCAAGUAUUUCAAUGAAAACUCCAAAAAUGAGGACACUGUUUCAUGAGGCCUCAUUGGUUUGUCACUAGUUUCAACUAUUAGUUUGUAUCCACCCCAUUUUCCUGCCCUCAACCUUACUUUUGUUCACUUAAAUAUACAGAUUAUUUCUUGUGCUUUGUUUCUUUCCUUCAUCUACUGUACUUUCCUUUUAACCUUUCUCCCUCAUUUCUCUUUUCUUUCCUUUCUUAUUCUUGGUACAUUUCUUUUCUUCGUUCCCUCAUCAUUACAGUCGUUCAUUUUCUUCCCUCAUUUAU